This is a messenger RNA of Penicillium malachiteum, 1158 nucleotides long. RefSeq names its product terpene synthase family protein. Bases 1 to 1158 code for a protein of 385 amino acids. Lineage: Eukaryota; Fungi; Ascomycota; Eurotiomycetes; Eurotiales; Aspergillaceae. The record is from RefSeq and is a predicted model, not a curated record. The transcript is spliced from 3 exons.
AUGGUCUACGACCGGUUUGAGCCCAUCGACUUGCCAAUUAACAAGUCGAAUCAGGUGGCUCCUCGCAAUUUAGAGCACGCUGAUCAUACUCCGAGAUUUGUCAAAACGACUGCCCGAAAGAUUGAUUGGAGGACAUUGGGGUGUUCAUUUGAGCAGCAGCUUCCCAUCCUUAUGAUUCCUGAAGUUCUUCUGAGAAAGACAGGUUCACCUUUCACCAACUAUUUUGCGAAACACCUUAGCUGGAAAAAACAAGCGCUGCCAUGGAUAUCGGACGAAAAGAUCGAACGCCUAGCCCGCGACGACCUUAAGGCCAUGCAACUAGGCUUCCCGGCGCUGGAUGAUGAAGCUUGUGCUCUAGGACUGGCCGCUUGUUUAACAAUUGUGUGUUAUGUGGAUAGUAUCAUCGAGGAAUUGGAGCCAGAAUUGGCGGAGCAGUGCAUCCAGAGCUGCUUGGCCAUCCUGGACGGUGCUGAUUUAGAUGAGCAAAUUGUGAAUAAUCCUGGCAGUCCCCUUGAACAGGCCGCGACCAUAUGCUUCGCCUUCUAUAGACAUAUCAUCGAUAUUUUUCGUCCCAUGACGGCAAAGACUGUUCUUUUCGAUAUGAAGGAUAUGAUCGCAGGUCAAGUCCCGGAAUUACACUUCAAACAAGGAGAGCUGAACAUCAACUCCUAUGAGGACUAUCUCAGCAUUCGGAACAGGACCUUCGGUCUAUUGCCUCUGCUCACCAUUGCAGAGCACUAUCACCUAGCUAAAGACGGCUUGGCAGUUGCAUCACCGGAUAUCGCUUUGCUGAAAAACCAGAUCAGUAUCAUGUGCGUUGGUCAAAAUGAUGUUGGUGGGUUGGAGAAAGACAUUGAACUUUCAAACACAUCCAACUCCAUCCUGGUAUUGGCGAUGUUGGCCGGUCGCAAAAUCAAGAGGAACGAUGACGUGCUGGAGUUUGAGGAUAUACUUCGCUUAUUUGAAGGAAAGAAUCAUAUUUUCGUCAAUGACGUGAUUGAGACUUGGAGCAGAAUUCGUAUUUCCUCGAAAGUGGAGACAGAACAUCGGUUAAGCGAUAUGCUCAUCACGCUGUCUAUCACACACCUGGAGUGGGUUCUUACGAGUUCAAGAUAUGAUAUUGAGUCUGUAUUGGAAGGAGAUUGUGUUGGGAGUUAG